GAAGGACAUGCAGGAAAUUGCCCAGGUUGGAUUCAAACCCAGACUUGUGAGACCACAGAGGUUAUGCCAACAACUGAUCCGUCAAGCAACACAACUGAUGAAGACAGUGAAGGCGAACAGGUGCAGAAGAGAGGGGCGAUACAAAGAGUGCAAUACGAGGAGAAUACAAUGUAAAGAAGCUAUUCACCUGCUGUGUGGCCAUAGAAGAAAAAGAACCUGUGCGUACUGUCAACUCAUACCGAUACUAACAAUCCUAUGUGCUACGGAACACUUGGUAUUAAAAAGAAUAUCUAUUUUUCAGAUUUUUUAAAUUAUUUAUAUCUAUAAACCACCAUCAAGGGUUACGUUUUCCUUUCUCUAACGCAGACCAAUUAGGCACAAUGUAACUGGGCUUGUUGUGUUAUUCACCGGUAGAUGGCUCCACAAUUACAACUCAUCACCCAUGUUAAAAAAGCCGCCUCAUUCAGUAGAACAGUGAGAUGAAAGCUGCAAUAAAGUUAAGCUGAGCUUCUCACGUCUCUGAGUAGUUCUUAUACACGUCACGUUUUUAAAAGUUCCGGUGAGGAAACAUAGCGGUUGAGUUAGAGUUGCCAACACAACAGGUUGGAGUUUGGAUGUAUCUGUAUGUUAAAAGUAGAAUAUUUACAGUAGACCAACAGACUUGUCCUGGUGGCAUUUUGAUAGGACUAUACGCACCCAAAGUGCGCUUAACGCAGUGUCCUGCAACAUGAGAGAGUCUAUCGUGUUCGCUUGGGUAUGUAUCCUGCUUCUAAAGUCACGUCUCUCCGCUGCUGUCGAGCCUCAUGAAGAAACUCCUAGUAUAGUUAAUCCCUGUUGCUACUACCCCUGUGAGAACAUGGGUGUGUGUGUGAGGUUCAGCACACACCAGUAUCAAUGUGACUGUACCUACACAGGUUUCUAUGGAGAGAACUGCACUGUCCCCGAGUUGUGGACGAGGGUUCGUCUGCUGCUGAAACCCAGUCCUGACACGGUGCACUACCUCCUCACCCACUUCCACUGGCUGUGGAGCUUCAUUAACAACUCCUUCCUCAGAGACCGACUCAUGAGGGUCGUCCUCACAGUCAGGUCCAACCUAGUUCCCAGUCCUCCAACCUUCAACUCAAAGUAUGGCUACCUCAGCUGGGAGUCCUACUCCAAUGUCUCCUACUACACUCGGCUCUUACCCCCCGUGCCCAAGGACUGCCCCACACCCAUGGGCACUAAAGGAAAGCUUGAUCUCCCGGACCCUAAAUUGAUAGUGGAGAAGUUUCUUCUGAGGAGGAAGUUCAGGCCAGACCCUCAGGGCACCAACCUGAUGUUUGCCUUCUUCGCCCAGCACUUCACCCACCAGUUCUUCAAGACCCACAACCGAAUGGGACUAGGCUUCACCAAGGCUCUGGGACACGGGGUGGACGCAGGACAUGUGUAUGGAGACUCCCUGACUCGUCAACUGAAACUGAGGCUUCAUAAGGAUGGCAAGCUGAAAUACCAGGUGAUUAACGGGGAGGUCUACCCGCCUACGGUGGACCAGGCUCCGGUGAACAUGAGCUACCCUCCGACCGUGCCCAGGGCGGAGUGCAUGGCCAUCGGGCAGGAGGUGUUUGGCCUGCUGCCCGGCCUCACCAUGUACGCCACCCUGUGGCUGAGGGAGCACAACCGCGUGUGCGACGUCCUGAAGGAGGAGCACCCCACCUGGGACGACGAGCAGCUCUUCCAGACCGCCAGGCUCGUCAUCAUCGGUGAGACUAUCCGGAUCGUGAUCGAGGAGUACGUCCAGCACCUGAGUGGCUACCUCCUGCAGCUGAAGUUCGACCCCACGCUUCUCUUCGGCUCCCAGUUCCAGUACAGGAACCGCAUCGCUGUGGAGUUCAACCAGCUGUACCACUGGCACCCGCUGAUGCCCGACAGCUUCCGCAUCAGCGGCGAUGACGUGCCCUACUCCCGGUUCAUCUUCAACACGUCCGUCCUCACUCACUACGGCGUGGAGAAGCUUGUGGAUGCCUUCUCCCGCCAGCCAGCUGGUCAGGUAGGGGGUGGUAAGAACAUCCAUCGGGUGGUGACCAAGGUGGCGGAAGGGGUCAUUGAGGAGUCCAGGGUGCUGCGUUUGCAACCCUUCAACCAGUACAGGAAACGCUUCAACCUGAAGCCCUACACCUCCUUCUCAGAGUUCACUGGAGAGGAAGAGAUCGCCAGGGAGCUGGAGGAACUCUACGGCGACAUCGACGCCCUGGAGUUCUAUCCCGCCCUCAUGCUGGAGAAGACCCGACCCCGCGCCAUCUUUGGCGAGAGCAUGGUGGAGAUGGGAGCUCCCUUCUCACUGAAAGGCCUGCUGGGAAAUCCCAUCUGCUCGCCAGAGUACUGGAAGCCCAGCACCUUCGGAGGGCAGACGGGCUUCGAUAUUGUCAACUCCGCCACGCUGGAGAGGUUGGUGUGUCUGAACAGCAAGGUGUGUCCGUAUGUGGCCUUUCAUGUUCCUCUGAAGGAGGAGGAGCAGAAGGAGGAGCAGAAGGUGGCUCCAGAGAGGCUGUCUUCUGAGCUCUAGACCCGAUGACCAAGCUCAGCUCUCAGGGGGGUUUAGUCAUCGCCAGCUACUCCCUCGACUCUAAUACCUGGAUGUUUACAAAAUGCUUUGACUGCAGUUGGAUACACUUUGGGUCUGACGGUUCAUAUAAAUACGUUUUUUGUGUUUGUUUUUUUAAAUCAGAUAAUCUUCAUGUUUAGCAAAUGGAAAGGGAUUUUAGAUGUUUCUUCUGAACAGACAAAAACGACACAAAACGUAAUAUAGUGAAAUAUUGAUUUAUUUUGGUUUACCAGAUGUGGUGUGGCCAUUU
This is a messenger RNA of Osmerus eperlanus (European smelt), 2831 nucleotides long. RefSeq names its product prostaglandin-endoperoxide synthase 1 (gene ptgs1). Gene Ontology annotation, biological process: cyclooxygenase pathway; response to oxidative stress. Gene Ontology annotation, molecular function: peroxidase activity; oxidoreductase activity, acting on single donors with incorporation of molecular oxygen, incorporation of two atoms of oxygen; heme binding. The transcript has 13 exons. The coding region runs from base 728 to 2542 and encodes 604 amino acids. Lineage: Eukaryota; Metazoa; Chordata; Actinopteri; Osmeriformes; Osmeridae. The record is from RefSeq and is a predicted model, not a curated record. Gene Ontology annotation, cellular component: neuron projection; cytoplasm.